UUCUUAGAAGAGUGUGCAAAUAGAGGCAGUGCUGGCGAGGGAAGACUGAAAUGAAAUAGAGAGGAGCAGGAGAAGCGGGAGAAGCGGGAAAUACUCAGCUGGGUGUCUUCUGAGACGCCAUUGUAUUCUUCGCAAAGGGUUUUGAGCUAUUUCGGUGCAUUUCGUUUAGGUGCAUUUCGCCCCCUCCUGCUCCUUUUCGUUUUCUGGGGUUUGAUUUCUGUGGAAGCGAAGGAAUUUGGAGCGAAGGAGGGAGAAAAAUUGUGGGGCGAUUAAGUUUUUAUGGUGGGUUUGUCUGAGUAAACAGGAGGAGUCAACUCUCGUUUUCCCAGAGGGGUUUCAGUGUAUUGCAGCCAUCAGUGACUGCCCUAUUACCCAUGCUAGUCAGCUCUCUAACCCAUUCCUUGGUCUUCCAAUUGAAUUUGGAAAAUGUGAAUCUUGUGGUACUUCGGAACCUGGGAAGUGUGAAGGCCACUUUGGAUAUAUUGAAUUACCAAUUCCCAUUUUCCAUCCCAAUCACAUUACUGAACUGAAAAAGAUGUUGAGCUUGCUGUGUUUGAAAUGCUUAAAAAUGAAAAAAAACAAGUUUCCUUCAAAGAAUAUUGGUUUUGCGGAAAGAUUGUUAUCCUCAUGUUGUGAGGAUGCCUCACAAGUUUCUAUUCGAGAGAUGAAAAAAGCAGAUGGUGCUAGUUACUUGCAAUUAAAAGUACCAUCUAGGACACCACUGCGGGAAGGAUUUUGGGACUUUCUAGAAAGAUAUGGUUUCCGUUAUGGUGAUAAUCUCACUCGAACUUUGCUCCCUUGCGAGGUGAAGGAAAUGCUCAAAAAAAUUCCCAAUGAGGCCAGAAAGAAACUUGCUGGGAAAGGAUAUUAUCCUCAGGAUGGAUAUAUCUUGCAAUAUUUACCAGUCCCUCCCAACUGUCUGUCCGUACCAGAAAUUUCUGAUGGUGUUACUAUCAUGUCUUCGGAUCCAGCUGUUUCAAUGCUCAAGAAAAUUCUUAAGCAAGUGGAAAUCAUCAAGGGUUCGAGGUCUGGCGCGCCAAAUUUUGAAUCUCAUGAAGUAGAAGCUAAUGACUUGCAAUUGGCUGUUGAUCAAUAUCUUCAAGUUAGGGGGACUGUUAAGGCAUCUCGUGGCAUAGAUGCACGUUAUGGUGUAAAUAAAGAGUUAAAUGAUCCUUCCACGAAAGCGUGGCUUGAGAAAAUGAGAACUUUAUUUAUUCGGAAGGGGUCUGGUUUCUCUUCUCGCAGUGUGAUUACUGGAGAUGCUUACAAACUAGUUAAUGAAAUUGGCGUGCCUUUUGAAGUUGCGCAGAGGAUCACUUUUGAGGAGAGGGUUAGUGUGCAUAACAUAAACUAUUUACAGGAACUGGUGGAUAAGAAGUUAUGUUUAACCUACAGAGAUGGUUCUUCUGCCUAUUCACUUCGUGAAGGUUCAAUGGGCCAUACAUAUCUGAAACCUGGUCAAAUAGUUCAUCGGCGGAUCAUGGAUGGAGACAUUGUUUUCAUUAAUCGGCCACCGACUACUCAUAAACAUUCUUUACAAGCCCUGAGGGUGUAUCUGCACGAUGACCAUACAGUCAAGAUCAACCCUCUAAUAUGUGGACCCUUGAGUGCGGAUUUUGAUGGUGAUUGUAUUCACCUAUUUUAUCCCCAGUCCAUUGCAGCAAAAGCUGAGGUGUUGGGACUUUUCUCUGUGGAAAAACAGCUGCUUAGCUCUCAUAGUGGGAAUCUUAAUUUGCAGUUGGGUACUGAUUCAUUGUUGUCUCUCAAGAUGAUGUUCAGAACAUAUUUCUUGGGCAAAGCAGCAGCACAGCAACUGGCGAUGUUUGUUUCUUCAUCUCUGCCAUCACCCGCCAUUUUGGGAGCUCGUUCUGAUAGUCCUCAUUGGACUGCUUUGCAGAUACUGCAAACUGUGUUGCCUGCUUAUUUUGACUGCCAUGGAGAUAGUUACUUGAUAAAGAACAGUGAUUUCCUCAAGUUUGACUUCGAUAGAGAUGCUAUGCCAUCAUUAAUCAAUGAAAUUGUGACAUCAAUCUUUUUUCAGAAUGGUCCUGAAGAGGUUCUGAGAUUUUUUGAUUCUUUACAGCCACUAUUGAUGGAGCAUAUCUUUUCAGAAGGUUUCAGUGUUGGAUUGGAUGAUUAUUCCAUGCCCAUGGCACUUUUACAAGCUCUUCAAAAGAAUAUUCAAGUAAUAUCACCUUUGCUGUAUCAGUUAAGGUCAACGUUCAAUGAGCUGGUGGAGUUGCAGUUAGAGAAUCACAUUCGAUCCGUCAAAGUUCCAUUUACAAACUUUAUCUUAAAGUUAUCUUCAUUAGGAAAAUUAUUUGACUCCAAAAGUGAUUCAGCUAUUAACAAGGUGGUUCAACAAAUUGGAUUUCUUGGAUUGCAGCUUUCUGACAAGGGAAAAUUUUAUUCCAAGACAUUGAUCGAGGAUGUAGCCUCUCUGUUUCACAAUAGAUAUGUUUCUGAUAAAAUUGACUAUCCUUCUGCUGAAUUUGGAUUAGUCAAAGGCUGUUUUUUCCAUGGUUUAGAUCCGUAUGAAGAAAUGGUCCAUUCAAUUUCUACAAGAGAGGUAAUGGUUCGAUCAUCAAGAGGGCUUACUGAACCUGGAACCCUUUUCAAGAACUUGAUGGCCAUCCUUCGAGACGUUGUUAUUUGUUAUGAUGGUACUGUAAGGAACGUUUGUAGCAAUUCCAUCAUACAACUUGAAUAUGGAGUAAAGGCUGGAAUGAUGAAGCCUCAUAAUUUAUUUCCUCCUGGUGAACCGGUUGGGGUUCUAGCAGCUACUGCCAUGUCAAAUCCUGCUUAUAAGGCAGUUCUUGAUUCUACUCCUAGCAGCACUUCAUCUUGGGACAUGAUGAAGGAAAUUCUUCUUUGCAAGGUCAGUUUUAAGAAUGAGCCUAUAGAUCGUCGGGUGAUAUUAUAUUUAAAUAAUUGUGCUUGUGGGAGGAAACAUUGCAAUGAAAAUGCAGCAUAUUUGGUUAAGAGUCACCUUAAGAAAGUUACACUUAAAGAUGCGACUGUUGACUUCAUGAUAGAAUAUAACCGACAACUGACUCUGUCAGGGUUUGGUCCUGGGCUUGUUGGUCAUGUGCAUCUAAACAAGAUGCUACUGAAAGAGUUGAAGAUAAACAUGGCUGAUGUUUCACGAAGAUGUGAAGAGACUAUCAGUUCCUUUAGGAAGAAGAAGAAGAAGAAAUUUGCUCAUGCAUUAAGAUUCUCUUUCAGUGAAAACUGCUCUUUUCAUCAAUCGAAUGGAGAAGAUAGUACUGAUAUGCCGUGUUUAAUAUUCUGGCAUGAGACAAGAGAUUCUCAUUUGGAGAGAACCGCACACAUCUUUGCUGACAUAGUAUUUCCAUUGCUGUCAGAGACGAUCAUCAAAGGUGACCCUCGGAUUAGUGCUGCAAAUGUGAUCUGGAUUAGUCCAGAUUCAACAAGCUGGCAAAGAAAUCCUUCCAGGUGGCAGGAUGGUGAAUUGGCCUUGGAUAUCUGUCUGGAAAAAUCGGCCGUAAAACAAAAUGGUGAUGCUUGGAGGAAUGUGAUGGACUGUUGCCUUCCCGUUAUUCAUUUGAUUGAUACUAGACGAUCUAUUCCAUAUGCAAUUAAACAAGUUCAGGAACUGCUUGGCAUUUCAUGUGCUUUUGAUCAAACGGUUCAGCGCCUUGCGAAGUCAGUGUCAAUGGUUUCAAAAGGUGUUCUUGGAGAUCAUCUUAUUCUUCUGGCAAACAGUAUGACAUGCACAGGAAAUAUGAUUGGCUUCAAUUCAGGUGGAUAUAAAGCAUUAUCUCGUGCAUUGAAUAUCCAAGUACCAUUUACAGAAGCAACUCUGUUUACACCAAGAAGGUGCUUUGAGAGAGCUGCUGAGAAAUGUCAUAAGGAUUCUUUAUCAAGCAUAGUGGCCUCCUGUUCAUGGGGUAAGCAUGUUGCUGUUGGUACAGGAUCAAGGUUUGACAUCCUCUGGGACCAAAAAGAGUUAGGGUGCAAACAAGAUGAUGUUUUAGAUGUUUAUAACUUCUUACACAUGGUGAGAAGUGCCAAAUCCGAAGAAUUUACGUCUGCAUGCCUAGGUGAAGAGAUUGAGGAUCUAAUGGUAGAAGAUGAAUAUAGGGAGUUGACUCUGUCUCCAGAGCCUUUCUCUACUUCUGAGAAGCCAGUUUUUGAAGACAGUGCUGAAUUUGAAAACUGUUUGGAUAAUUAUCCUGGAGAAUCAAAGUGGGAAAAGGCUCCACCUUCUGGUGCUGGUUCCACUGGUAGUGGGCAGUGGGAAAAUAAUGAAAAUACGAAGGCUACUAACUCAUCAAAUGAUCAUGACUGGUCUGGUUGGGGGAGAAAAGUUGAGCCUGAUGUGGUCACUACAAAAGCCCAAGAGAAUACUUCAAAAUCUGGUUGGGAUAGUACGCCAAGCUGGGGAAAUAAAGCUACUAAUACUACAACAAAUGACAAUGACUGGUCAAAUUCUGCUACAAAAGAAGUUGAACCAGAUUCCUUCAAUUCCAUGGAGAACACUCCAAAGUCUGGCGGUUGGGAUACUGCAGCUACUUGGGGGACGAAAGCUAAAGAUGUUGAUAACUUUAAAGGAGAAACAGAGCCAGAAAAAGCAAAUGUAUGGUCUGGUUGGCAGAACGAUAAAGCUGAAACACAAGAUGCCUUCAUUAAAAAGAUUAACUCUAGAUCUUGUGGAUCGGAGGAUAAGGCUUGGUCAACAGGAACUUCCAAAACAUAUGAUAAUUGGUCUAACCAGGUGAAGGAUAAAGCUGAAUCAUGCCAGGUUCAAGUGCAAGAAGUUCCUUCCAAAACAAACGGUUGGGAUUCUGCAGGGGGUUGGCAAAAGAAUUCUGGAGAUGCUGAUCAAUCUGAAGCAUGCAGGAAUGAUGACCAGGCAUCAAUGGACCUAGAGACGGUGGCUGAUAGGUGGGGUAGCAGGGCCACUCAAAGGAAGGACUCGAAGGAUAACUUUCCAUCCAAAGCAGUGGAACAUGGUGAUUCACCUCUCAUCAAUCAUUCUUGGAAUCAACAUAAAUCAUCAGAGGUUUUCCGGGGAGAAUCUGGUAAUGAUUUCUGGGGGCAACGGAAAUCACAAGAUGUUAUAAAACCUUCACAAGGCUGGGGCUCCCAAGUUAAGUCAAACGAAGGCUCAAGUCAAAAUACACAAGUUGAACGACUUUGGAGCUCGCAGAAUGAGUCUGAUCAAGUUGCGAGUGAGCAUAAAUCUUCUGAUUCACGAGGUUGGGACUCUCAGGAGAAGUUGAAUAAGCCAUGGGACAAGCAGAAGUCUUUGGAAGCUUCACAAAGUUGGAGUUCCCAAAAUGACUCGAUGGGUUCAUGGGGGCAGCUCCAGAGGGAAUCUGAAGAAUUUAGUCAGGGAUCUCAGGAUGAUUCGAAUAAACAAUUUAGUCAAGUACAAAAAUCACCAGAAGUUUCACAUGGUUGGGGCUCUCAUAAAGAGUCAAGCGAAUUGACAACUUCACAUGGUUGGGGCUCUCAUAAAGAGUCAAGCGAAUUGGCAACUUCACAUGGUUGGGGCUCUCAUAAAGAGUCGAGCGAAUUGACAACUUCACAUGCAUGGGAGAAAAAAAAUCAAGGGUCAAAAGGUUGGGGAGCAAAUGUUGGGGAGUGGAAAAACAGGAAGAACCGCCCUCCAAAAUCACCUGGAAUUCUUAACGACGAUGCUGGUUUACGUGCAAUAUAUACUGCAUCAGGACAACGGUUGGAUAUGUUUACAACCGAAGAACAAGAUAUUCUUGCCGAUAUUGAACCUAUCAUGCAAUCCAUCAGAAAAAUUAUGCAUCAAUCUGGGUACAACGAUGGGGAUCCUCUGUCUGCCGAAGAUCAAUCCUUUAUACUUCAGAAUGUAUUUAACUUCCAUCCUGACAAAGCUGUAAAAAUGGGUGCUGGAAUUGACCACUUCAUGGUUAGUCGGCACAGCAGCUUUCAGGAGAGCAGGUGCUUCUAUGUUGUGUCAACCGACGGCCAUAAAGAGGACUUCUCGUAUCGUAAAUGCCUUGAUAACUUCGUCAAGGGCAAGUAUCCUGACAUCGCCGAACCAUUUGUAGCCAAGUACUUCAGGAAACCUCGUUCAGGUAAACCCCGAGAUCGAAACUCCGCAUCUGAGGAAAAUGAGAACAAAAACGUUGGCAAAGAGCUGACUCCAAUUCCAGAAGAAACUGAAAAUGGGAAUCAACAAUAGUGAGUAGCCAUUUGAAUAGAGCUCAGGAACCUCACUUCUCCCAUAGUAGCAGAGGUAAAGUGAUCCACAUUGUCUGCUAUUUUGACUUGUACAUAGGAGGCAGAUGAUUUUGUAUUUGUGGGGUCAAUAAGAAGCUUCAGUUCUUCUUUCCCCAUAUAUAUAAAAAAGCAGUUCUCAGUUCUCAGGGUUCAUUGGGUGGUUAUAACUUGUUCUGUUGCAUUGGUUGAUUAGGCUGUAUUUACUACAAAUCUUGCCAAUUCCAAAUCAAUUCUCUCUACUAAUUCUCUUAGGCUUCCCCAAUUCUCAACUUCCCCCUUGAGCCUUAAGAAUUUGAAUAGCUAUUGAAGUGAGGAAAGUGCUUCCUAUACAGUAGUGAUGUCUUGAUCCAACCCUUUGCCUUCUGAAAGACUUGCGUGUGUUGAACAUUCAAUGAUUCUGACUAUGCAAAACAGUUCACUAUUAUCAACCAUGACAUCUGUAUUCCAUAGAGUGGAAGUUCACAAGAUUUGAUGUACAUAGCCUCAACAAAUUUUCUGAUCAAUUGCAAUAGUAUGUCCUAUAUUUUUGUUUUGU
Messenger RNA from Momordica charantia (bitter melon), 6757 nucleotides. Lineage: Eukaryota; Viridiplantae; Streptophyta; Magnoliopsida; Cucurbitales; Cucurbitaceae. The record is from RefSeq and is a predicted model, not a curated record.